UGUUGAUUAUAAUGUUUAUGAAUGUUUUUGUUUCAAUCAUUCAUCGUUUUAUCGUGAUGGUGGUGAUAAUGAACCAGUGGUAACAACGAUUAAAAAAUUGAAUGCAAAAAAAUCAAAUUUUUCCAUAGAUGUCAAAGUUGCAACGAAAUCACCUAUUCAUUAUUUCAAGAAACAAUCAAACUCCAUUGAAAUGGGAAAACUUUUUCGAUUCGAUGUUUAUGAUAAAGAAUUUUCCGAAAUUCGUAUUACUGCAUUCAAUGAAGACUGUGAUCGUUUUUUUAAUCUUAUUCAGAUUGAUCAAUGUUAUCGUAUUUGCUAUGGUCAUGUUAAACACUCAAAUCAUCGAUAUUCAACUCUUUCGAAUGCAUAUGAAAUUCACACGACAAAUUCUACUAUCAUCGAACCAUUAAAAGUUUCUCCAUUUGGACCUCGAAAAAUAAUUUAUAAUUUCAUCCCUUUUUCAUCUUUGCUUAACAACAAUUCAUCGAAUACUGUCAUUGAUUGUAUUGGUAUUAUUGAUUCAAUCAAUCCAGUUCGAAAAGUUUAUAGCAGUUAUGUUGGCCAUCAAGUUUCUCUACGAAAUAUUUCUAUUUUCGAUUAUUCACAGACAAAUAUUCAAAUUGCUAUUUGGCAAAAGAUGGCCGAUGAUUUUUGUGGAGAAUCAGGACAAAUCAUUGCAUUAAAAAAUGUAAAAAUAUGUUCAUUUAAUGGACUGUCAUUAUCAUGUACAUCGAUGACAACCAUUACAAUUGAUCCGGAUAUACCGGAAGCAAUACAAUUACGAAAUUGGUAUCAUACAAACAAUAGUACGCUUAUUCAAAAUGUUAAACUUUUUUACAUUGAACAAAUCAAAGAGACAUCGAAUUUUAAAAAAACUUUUGAUUGUUUAGCAACCAUUGUAUCAACAUCAUUCAAACAUCAUCCAGCAUAUCGAAUGUGUCCGAAUGGUGAACAAUGUAAACGAAAAUUAUCGACUACUGGUGAAGGUGAAUUAUUUUGUGGAUAUUGUGGAUGGUUAGAAUCAUCAAGUUUAAUUCAUUAUAAAUGGGGUCUUCGUUCACAAUUUCAAAUAAACGAUAUGACCGGUUCAAUUUGGAUAAUUGUUUUUGGCGAUCAAACCGAAAAAUUAAUUGGAAAAACAGCCGAAGAAAUUUCUCAAAUGACAUUACAAACAUGGUUAAAUCUAUUUUAUUCGACAAUAUGGAUGCAACAAUAUGUAUUCACUAUAGAGAAAUCGAUUUAUCAAUCCAAAAAUUGUUAUAAUAUAAUUGCAAUCAAUCGAAUCGAUACAAAAAUGUUGAUACAACAGAUACGAAAAUUGGAAUGAGCCAAAAAAAAAAA
Messenger RNA from Dermatophagoides pteronyssinus (European house dust mite), 1341 nucleotides. Its product is annotated as replication protein A 70 kDa DNA-binding subunit-like. The record is from RefSeq and is a predicted model, not a curated record. Lineage: Eukaryota; Metazoa; Arthropoda; Arachnida; Sarcoptiformes; Pyroglyphidae.